AAAACACUUCUCAGUUAAAGAACAAAAGCAACAACGGAUGGACCGAGGGGGACGAAGUAACGGCGACGCGAAUUCGUACCCGAAUCUCACGGAUUGAGAGAUUUGAGCCCUCUAACGGCAGGAAUUAGCCGACGACUGAACUCCGAGGAAAGGCGACAAACUUGGUCGUCUCGCAUCUUUGUAUCCCGACCGUAAUCCGUCGAGGUGCUUGAUAAAUAAGACAAGGGUCAAACCGACAGACAGACGGUAUUGUUCCCCUGGUCUUCCUCUAAACUUCGGCCAUAAAAAGCGGAGUGGGAGAGGGGAAACUCCGGGUUCCUUUGGUUUUCGUUCCGCUCAGACGGACCUCGGGGAUAAAGGGCUGUUUUGGUAUUUUCGGUUUCCCUUGUGGUAUCUGCCUUUGUGAAGAGGAUACACUUAACUUUCGGGACUGAGAACUUGGGAGUGGAACAAAGCCUGACUGGAACGGGGUGAAUGAGCCUAUUUUGCUUACCCAGAUGGCGACCUACAGUGAACAUAAUGGCAGAAAUGGACUUCUUAUGGGCAUGAAGGAGUCUUUUGAAGGGAAAAUAACAAAGACAGAAUGUGAAGAAAAGCUUGACGUUAAAAACUCCUCCACGGAUUUGCGCCACCCUUCCAGCUCAGCUGAAAGCAACGAAAGUGGCGUGGCCAGUUUCACCACGAACCACAACUCUGUUGUGUGCCUGCCUUUAGUAUCAGAGGGACUGAAAUUGGUAUGGACACAGUCGGAUCAAACCCGGGAACUUGACACAAUCCCUGAGCUGGUCCAAGCCUUUAACCUAUUUCCAUACCCAUCAUCCCGCGAGGUUAGCACCCUGGCUCGGGUAUGUGCCUUGCCACUGGACAAAGUUAAGGUGUGGUUUAUGGUGCAGAGGAUCAAAUAUGGCAUCAGCUGGUCCUCAGAAGAGAUAGAGGAGACAAGGCGGAAGCUCGCAGUGCCCGAAAUUUGUGACAAGUCUACUGAAACAAAUGAGGAAGCCAAAACAAAGAGCAACAGUUAUGAGGAAUUGGUAAUUGAGGAAAAGGAAAGUGAUGAAGUCGAGGGAGCUCUCUCCAGCUUCACCCCUCAGAAAAAGAAACCAAAGUGUGAGUCACCAGAUUCCUAUAAACCAGCCAAACCCAGUGCCCCAUGUUUUAGUUCCACCCUCCCUCCUCCUCAGGAUUCAUACUUCUACCGCCCGCCAGCAGACACACCAGCAAGCACAGCAGCUGAUGUCUCCCUUGACCUUUCAGUAUCUUCUUCUCAACAGCACCGUCAUGGGCGCUACAAGAAGUCUAAGGUGCAGCUCGCUGCCCUUCGAAAGAGCUUUCUGAGAGAGAACUGGCCUGCAGAAGCAGAGCUUAGACGUUUGCAGGAAGAAACGGGGCUGAGCCGUAAUGACAUUCGUAAAUGGUUCAGUGACAGCCGGUACCAGCUUAGGGUUGGCCGAGGAAGCUUGGCAGCAGCCCAGAACUACUCUCAACAAACUGCAGUUGGAGGUAAACAUGAUCAACAAAUUCAACCUCUUUCACUUACUACUCAAAAAACUCGUCAGCAAAAUGGAGUGAAGGGUGCUGAGGUAGCCCGUAGCAAUGGGAUUAGAAAUUCACAUUUCUUUCAGACCUUUUUGACAAACAGCCUGGAAGCAUUUGGGGAAAGGGUCCUUGAUGCAGAAGAGUAUGAAGUUAUGGAGGAGCUUUCUGGUGAUGGGGACAGUUUUAAAGAUGAGGAUCAAAGUGAAGAACAACCCCUGCAACUGACCAAGACCUGCAAGUCUGAGCCAGAUGAGGCAUGGGAACCACCAAGUACAUUAAAAUCCUCUCCCUGCUCUUCCCCCUCUGGCAGCCCACCACUGCCUGCCUCACCCUGUAAACCGAUUUCAAAGAGCAUCAGCACAUCAAAGAAGUCAGCCCACUCAGCCAAAGCCAGUCCCUCACAAACUCCCUUGCGCGUCUCAGGAGCUUCCUCAUCCCCUGGACUUACUCCUGCUGGGCGACCAAGAAAGACCAAGGAGCAGUUGGAUGUGUUAAAGCAAUACUUCAUGCGCUGCCAGUGGCCCAAGAGUGAAGAUUACACUGAACUUGUUAAGCUUACAGGUUUACCCCGUGCAGAUGUGAUUCAGUGGUUUGGGGACACAAGGUAUGCUGUUAAAAACGGACAGCUGCGCUGGGUGAAGGGGGUCCGUGACCAGUUCUUGGCAGAACUUGCAGCCCAGCAAAGUAGUAGUGGUUUAAGUAAUGGAAGUGGCUCUGGGACAUCUACUAGGGUUGGGGGUGGUCGCAAACGAAAAUCUCAGCCCAAUGCAGCAAGUACAGAUUACCCUGAUAUCCAGCCAUUGGUAACAUAUUACCUUUCAACAGGCCCUCUACAUGAAAAAGACCUUGACUCUCUAUGCAAGAAAUCCAAAAUGAGCUACCAGCAAGUGCGAGAUUGGUUUGCAGCUCAGGAUGUAGGGGAGACAUACCAAGAACCUAUUGUUACUGAUUAAGACACUGGAACCAGACUUAGGAACAUUUAUAAAAAAUAAAAAAUAAAAAAAAAGUUGGUGGAGUGUGGUUCUCACAUCCUUUGCACCAACUAGUAUAGUUAUUACCUAGGUUUAAAUUGCUUUAAUUGAGGCAGGUUUGUAACAUCCAGUCUUCCCUGUGCAAACCAAAAUUUAGGUUUGUGUUUUUUUUAUAUAUGCUGCAUUUCAUGCUUAUCCUAAUAUAUUUGGACUUGAAUUAUAAUUGUGCUGCCUGUGUUGCUGUAAAUAGGACAGUAACUUGUACACUGGCUUGUUAUAUUUUUUGAGCUUAUUAUUUUUGUUUAGGUAUCACUACUACAGAUUUUUUAGUAUGCUACUGUAGCAGUAUAAUUUAAACAGGUUGUACUUUUGGUACCUGAAUAUAGCAGAGAAGUAACUGCUCCGGAAAAAAUUCUAUGUUGAUGUCUUUGUUGACUGGUCACUGUGUGAAAUCAUUCCGUUACAGCCAAUAAUUCCUUGUCAUGAAAAGCACACUGGACAUGUACACUUUAAAUUGACAUCUUGCACUUUGGUUUUAGAGCCUGCUGCCAUUAUGUUCAUUAAAUCCAAUCCUUUCACAAAUGAUGAGUUCCUAACUUAACAGUGUCCUUCUUGAUCCAUUAACACUGAAACCUGUGAUCAUGACUUGUGAAAACGGCAUGAUACAUCUAAUUCUAUUACGGUCAGAACAUUUCUGAAACACAUCUUCCAAUAUUCUUUUAGAUGCUCUGCUAUAAUACUGGAUUUACUAUCUGAAUACUUUGCUUGUCAUUUGCAUGUCAUUGCUCUGUACUUUUGUACAGUUAGGAGCCCUGAUACACCAAGCCAAUAUCAGGGCAGUUGGUGAGCGUCUGUUGCCCGUCUCUUUACGGUGUGUCCUGCAUCGCUGGCACAGCGCUGCCCUUGUCUGCAGCUUUUUGGCCGAUUGAGCCCAUCAGUGAAAGAGUCACUCAGACUGACCGUUCAGCAAAGCUAAUCAGUGCACAGGAAGAGAAACCUGAAAAAAGGGAAAGCCCAGUCGCGGUGGCUUCCAUGAUUUCACCCAUUUAGUGUGGUCUCUCUGUAUUUUCACCUCUGCCUCUUAGCUUGUGCUCCAUGUAACUUUUUUUUUUAUCAGACCUGUUCUUGAUUAGAAGCAGCUUUAUCAGUGACAGUGGUGUCAAAACUGCUUUAUCAUAACAGCAUAUAUCAGGAGUCUUUCAGUGUCUCUUUUGAAUGACAUAUAUAGACUACCACUACCUAGUGGAAUGGAGAGUUAUUUCCCCUCUUGAACUUUUCGGCUGUAGUCUUUGUGGUGUUUUCAAGUGCAGCUUUUUGGCCAAGACACAGGCCACAUGAGGUGACACAGUCAUUCUUCGUUGCCACAGGUUCUUUAGAAAUCAGUUUGGUGUGUCUGGGCCCUAUAGCUAACAGCACUGAGAAAGCAUUAAUCAUAUUAUCAUCAUACAGAUGCAAAUGCCCAUUUUAGUCUUCAUUUGCAUUCAUUGAUUCAGUCAGUAUUUUUAAAUCUCCUUUGUCUUAAUAGGUGUAGGAUGUGACUUAAUGGCUUAUAAUAUAGACAAACUAGAUAAGAUAACUGAUCAUGUACUGUGUAAGUAGUAAAGGGUUUUCAUCCAAAGAAUACAU
This is a messenger RNA of Acanthopagrus latus (yellowfin seabream), 4133 nucleotides long. It is a transcript of the gene homeza, whose product is annotated as homeobox and leucine zipper encoding a. Gene Ontology annotation, molecular function: DNA-binding transcription factor activity, RNA polymerase II-specific; DNA binding. The record is from RefSeq and is a predicted model, not a curated record. NCBI's taxonomy places the organism in Eukaryota, Metazoa, Chordata, Actinopteri, Spariformes, Sparidae. Gene Ontology annotation, cellular component: nucleus. Gene Ontology annotation, biological process: regulation of transcription by RNA polymerase II. The transcript has 3 exons. The coding region runs from base 498 to 2489 and encodes 663 amino acids.